AUGACUCUUCCCUUCUUUCAGAAAGCAGGAGUCAAGAAAAAGAAGCCAGCGACAAAUGAAUCACCUUCCACCACCUAUCCAACACUCUCAUCACUGAUACAAAAGACCGGCAGCAAUGAAUCGCCAUCACCGCCUUGCAAUGCGACGGAUCCUUUGGAGCCUGAAGAGAUUGACGAGAACUUUUUCUACAAACACAUGAUGACUCAUUUCCAUUCACUGUUUUGCGAAUCUGCCAUUGUGUGCAUACCACACUCAAAGUCGAUCCAAGGUCUUGUCAUCACCAAAGACAUCAUUGAAUCGCAUUGUUUCCAAACAUCCCCUUAUUUUUGUGGACAAUACAUGGCAACGAAACAAAAGCAGAAAAUCAUUGCGCUUGAUUUUCCCAUCAUCACAACCAUUUUGGGAUUCAAAGAGGAACGAACUGUACAUAUCAUGGCAGAAGAAUCAGUCUAUCUAAAGAACAAAAAGAUUAAACUACUCUCCAUAGAUCGAUUGCUGGAAGGAGAACCACCUGCAUACCACCAUCAUCACAAGCAUGCAAUUACUAUUCCACCUGUUCGUAACUCUAGAACUGAUUUGGAGUUUCUCAACAUGUUUUCCGAAAAUCUGGAAGCACUCUAUGAAUUGCAGAUUGCAGUACAGGAGUUCACAGAUUCAUAUGUCUAUAUCAAGGGCUAUAACAAAAGUACGGUGGAAAGGAUACAGCACAUGUAUAUGAAGGCUUACAGAACUAUAUUACAGAGAAACAAACUACUGCAAGAGUCAUGUCGCACGCCUUCAGAGCACGACCAAUUCCUGGAGCUGGUAGAAAACGUUGUGAUGAGCUUUCUACACAAGAAAAUAUGGAUACAAUCGCUUCAAUCACUGCUGGCAUCACAGGACAACUACUUGGACACCAUCUGCUACACCUACUCCAAUGUCACCUUGUCGCAAUAUUCGCUGCGUUAUCCAAUAUCAGAAAUGCACUUGUCUUGUUUUGAUGAGGCAAUUACCAAUUUUAGAAGAUUAGAUUCUGAUAGUAGCAACGUUGAGCCGUACAAAUCAACAUUGAAACAGCUUGCAUUUACCCCGCUUGAGAAAUUGGCUGUAGUUAAAUCCACAUUGGAUCUGAUCACCUCGACUGUGCGUGAUUAUGUGCAGGAUGUUGGCAACGGCAUUAGCGAUACAUCGGUUACUGCGGAUGAAAUGAUUCCAUUGCUGGCAUUUGUCAUUGUUCAGAGCAACGUACCAAGGAUCGCCAGUUUGGUGUAUUAUAUGCAGUACUAUCGACUAGCAAGGAUGGCAGAAGGAUCCGUGUAUAGCUUUGUGGUCACGACAAUGAAGAGUGCUUGUGAGUUUUUGAAAGACGAUCCACUUUCACUGAAUGACAUUGGUUCAGCUACUUCAUCCCAUUCUUCCACCACCUCACCACAAAGUCUGCGCUCCAGAUCCACCUCAUUCAGCUCGUUGAACAAGCCCAAUAGUGCGCCCCCGCAGCAUGUCAAUUCAGCACGAUUUUCCUUACAUCAUAGAAAGUCGCAAAGUGCGGAUUUGCAUGGCCUUGUAGGCGAUUUGAACAUCAACUCUCACAACCACUACCACCUCAAUCACCACCAAGAGAAAGAAUUACUGAUGGAUCCUCGUAUCAGUGUAGAUGAGACAGACGAUGAUGGCGAUGAUCUUCGCAGUACAAGCUCAAGUGGUAGUAGUCGACGUAAUUCAGCCAUCCUGCGACCUCACAUUGUGUUACCAAAUCCUCGUCAUACCGAGAAUCGAAAAAGCUUAGAUAUACCCAACGAUUGGUUACUACCUAGCAACACCAAUAGCAGCAGCAGCAGCAGCUAUCAGACAUCUCGCAUGGCGCCCACCAGCAGCAAUUACUAUACCAACAGAUACAAAUCAUCUCGAAAUCUAGGAUCUUCCCGGCCCAUGAUAUCUACCACAUUCCCAUCUCUAUCCAAUUCCACACCGUUACCCAUGGAUGGAUUACCGUUAUCGUCGUCCUAUCAACAUCAUCCGUCAUCCUCGCCAUCACUACCUACAUCACCACUUACAUUGAAACAACAACAACAACAGCAGCAGCAGCAGCAGCAGCAAGAACACACCUCACAGCAUUACCAACAUCAUCAUUUACCCUCCGUACCAUCUAUUUCUUCCGUGGCAGAUAUACCUAAACUAGGCAGAUCACUCAGUGCAUCAACCGUAGUCAGAAAGAGAAUAUCUCAACAACCCCCCAAAGUCAUUAAUAUUCGGGAUCGAAUUUCGUUUGAUAGCAAUCAACGACCUGCAUCCAUCUGUCUGGACACAAGGUCGCUUCAUAGCAUUGAAGAUGGUGGAGAAGAGUCAGAAGAGUUGAUGGGCGAUUUCUUGCUGGGCUUGAGUAAAUUAGAUGGCAAUGUAGUGGGUGGAAGAACAGGUUCAUUCAAGACAUCAUUCAGGCAACUGUAA
Molecule: messenger RNA, 2427 nt
Organism: Mucor velutinosus
Lineage: Eukaryota; Fungi; Mucoromycota; Mucoromycetes; Mucorales; Mucoraceae
Exons: 8
Coding region: 1-2427 (808 amino acids)
Biological process (GO): early endosome to late endosome transport
Cellular component (GO): transport vesicle; late endosome; plasma membrane
Molecular function (GO): guanyl-nucleotide exchange factor activity; SNARE binding
Source: RefSeq, a predicted model, not a curated record